This is a messenger RNA of Phaedon cochleariae (mustard beetle), 1463 nucleotides long. NCBI's taxonomy places the organism in Eukaryota, Metazoa, Arthropoda, Insecta, Coleoptera, Chrysomelidae. The record is from the annotation of a GenBank genome assembly.
ACCAUAUCAGAAGCAGGUAGAGUGACCGUCCUUCAAGAUCAUCACAAAAUAAAAUGGCAUUCAUUAUAAAAAGAGAUCAUUUUUAGAUAGACGUAUCAGUAGUCGAUUGGACAAGAUCGAAAAUGAGAGCCUUCUUGUGUUUUGCACUCCUCGCUUUGUCCACUGUCAAUGCAGCUGAGGACAAGAAGAAAGAUGGUGUCUCAGCGAUCAAAUCCAAACGCCAUAUUGGUUAUGGAUAUGGAGGACUCAUAAACGGGAUUGAAAGCUAUUCAGCUUACUCAGCCCAAGUACCACACACUGUCGAAGACCGUGUCCAAACCCAACACGUGCAAGUGGCAGUACCCCAACCCUAUCCAGUCACCGUCGACAGGCCGGUAGCGGUACCACAAGCAGUUCCCGUAGACGUACCCCGGCCAUACGAAGUACCAGUACAUGUGAGAGUACCAGUAGAUGUUCCCCGGCCGUACGCUGUCAAUGUCCCGGUACCAGUAGCGGUGAAGGAACAGGAGAAUGUACCCGUGGAAGUACCUAGGCCGUACCCUGUCGAGGUUAUCAACAGGGUACCAGUGGAGGUCCUUAGGCGUGUAGUAGUCAAGGAGCCAGUCGCUGUCCGAGUUUCCAUCCCCCAACCCUACCCCGUUGAAGUACCGACCCCCGUUCAAGUACGAGUACGUACCCCAGUUUACGUAAAAGAACGCCAGUACGUUCACACCUACGAACCUCAACACAGCUACAGCUACGGCUUAGCAAACAGCUACGGCUACGGUUUAGGAAACAGCUACGGUCUACAAAGGAGCUACGGCUACGGACUAGUACCUGUACCGAUAUUAGCGACCAUUCAACUCAUUGUAGCCAGAGAAACAAAUUUGGCGAAAAUCAGCGAUACCUUAUUCGUGAUCCUCGAAGUUGGUAUUUGUAUUCUGAAGUUCUUGCCCUUCAAGAACCGACAGGACGAUAUAAAGAGAACCAUACACACCGUGAAUAGCGAUAACUUCAAUAGAGCCACAGGAGAUCAAUCGCACAUUAUCGAGGAGGCUGUGAAGAGCUGCCGGAGAAUGUUUGUUAUUUUCAUGAUACUGUGUCUGGGGAGUCUGUUUACUUGGCCCAUUAAGGUGUUGUUCUACGAGAGAAGGAGAUUCCCUAUCGAUGUCUGGUUGCCGUUCGAGCCCUUUGAAGAUAUUAGGGUCUAUCUGGGAGUAUUCUUGUGUAUUUUUAUAGCUACUGGUAAUGCACCAAUCGGCAACGCAGCAGUUGAUACUCUGAUACCUGGCCUAAUUCUUCACGCUGCCACUCAAAUCAGAAUAAUCAAAGACAAACUGGAAAAACUAGGAAGGAUGGUGGAAAAAGAUAUUCCUGAAGAGUGCAAGGAUAUUUCUCUGAGAGAAAAGGAUGAUCUCAAAAAUGCUAUGAUAUAUAGGAAUAUAUGUGAUAAUAUUGAACACUACGAAACCAUAUAUCAGUAA